CGGAUUAAUUCGGGCCCGGAUAACGGUGGACGGAGAAUUGUUUGUGGCUUGCAAUGAGUGUGCCUUCCCAAUUUGCUGCGCCUGUUACGACUAUGAGCGCUAGAGAAGGGAAUCAACUCUGUCCCCAGUGCAAGACCAGGCUCAAACGCCAGAAGGGGGGUGCUAUGGUCGAAGGUAAUGACGAAGAAGAUGACAUUGAUGACUUGGAAAAUGAGUUCAGUCUUAAUCAUUAUGUCGUUGCCCCUGAUGCAUCAGAUUUGCCUCACAAUGUUGGCAUUGGGACCAAGCUUUCCCGACCAUUUCCCUGUUCUCAUCCUGGUAAUCUCUUUAUUCUCUGUACAAUUCACCACUAUUCAGAUGCUCCAAUUAACUGCUGUUCUUGGCUUUCCAUUUCUCAUGUGGUUCAUCAUCCAAUACAUGAUGUCCUGAUUUGCAGUGCAACCCAUAUCCCUGGACCCUUCCAAGGACUUGGCAGCUUAUGGAUACGGCAGUGUUGCUUGGAAAGCGAGGAUGGAGAAUGGGACCCGUUGAAAAGGUCUCGUUAUGUCUCUGAUGCUGCUGCUGUGCUUACUUUUGAAGCAUUGUCAGAGACGUUUGAAUUUGCAAGGAAGUGGAGAGAAUACGAAGAAUUCAAAGUUAGGAUUAAUGCUUUAGUUGGCAAAGCUAAAAAUGUCCCAGAAGAAGGGUGGACUUUGCAGGAUGGAAGUCCAUGCCCUGGGAAUAAUAUCCGCGACCAAUCCUGGGAUAAUUCAGGCCGAAGUGGAGGGCAUGACAUAAACGGAAAUGAAUUGCCAAGCCUGGUGUAUGUUUCUAGAGAGAAAAGACCAGGACUUAACCACCACAGGAAGGCUGGAGCCAUGAAUGCACUAGUCAGGGUCUCUGUUGUGCUAACAAAUGCACCCUAUCCGUUAAAUUUGGAUUGUGAUCACUAUAUUAACAACAGUAAGGCCCUUAGAGAGGCAAUGUGUUUCAUGAUGGACCCCUUGCUGGGAAAGAGAGUAUGCUACGUCCGGUUCCCAUGGAGGUUUGAUGGCAUUGACAGGCACAAUCAAUACGCCGAUCGGAAUGCUGUGUUCUUUGAUAUUAACAUGACGGGUUUGGAUGGUAUUCAAGGACCUAUAUAUUUUGGAACUGGGUGUGUGUUUAGAAGGCAGGCACUUUAUGGUUAUGAUGCUCCAAAAGCAAAGAAGCCACCCACAAGGACUUGCAACUGUUGGCCUAAGUGAUGCCGGUGUUCUGGAAGGAGAAAGAAGAAGACUGACAUACAAAAAUCACAAUUGAAGAAAAGAAAUGGUAAGAAAGGAAAUACAGAAGUAAUUCCAUCUAGUUCAGAUGGUCCGAAGGAGGACAUUGCAGGUAAUUUUUUUCAUUUGAGAUCAUACUUCUUACCUCAGGAUAUUGACAUUGCAUUUGAUUAUAAUUUGUCCUGGCAUUCACUUAAAAUUCUAGAGAUAUUGAUUUCUGGUAGUAUUUGGAUUAUUUUGCCAUCUGACUUUGGAGAGAAUGAAUGCAGGAAAAGAAGGUGAAAAAUAUGAUGUGCCAGAGCCAAAGUUGGAAAUGAAAUUUGGGCAAUCUCCUGUAUUUGUUGCAUCUACCCUACCGGAGGAUGGUCGCACUUUGAAAGGUGUUAGCCCUGCAUCUCUGCUUAAGGAGGCUAUCCAUGUUAUUAGCUGUGGAUAUGAAGAUAAAACAGAAUGGGGAAAAGAGGUAUUGAUGAGUGG
Rubroshorea leprosula is the source of this 1721-nucleotide messenger RNA. NCBI's taxonomy places the organism in Eukaryota, Viridiplantae, Streptophyta, Magnoliopsida, Malvales, Dipterocarpaceae. The record is from the annotation of a GenBank genome assembly.